This is a messenger RNA of Cloeon dipterum, 1249 nucleotides long. RefSeq names its product tetraspanin-5-like. Gene Ontology annotation, cellular component: plasma membrane. The record is from RefSeq and is a predicted model, not a curated record. NCBI's taxonomy places the organism in Eukaryota, Metazoa, Arthropoda, Insecta, Ephemeroptera, Baetidae.
AGCGAUUCAGUUGCGAACCAAGCGAGCAGCAGCCAGCGAGCAGCGACGGCGGCGGCAGCACAGCGCACACAGCCAGCAGGACGAUGGCCGAUGUUUGGUCGACGGGCAGCUGAUCGCGAUUCGGCCCUUCGACAUGCCCGUGACCCGCAAGGUCCGGCGUGACCACACCGAGGUCAGCUGCUGCCUCAAAUACGUCAUUUUCGGCUCGAACGUCAUCUUCUGGCUGAUUGGUCUGCUGGUCUUGGCCAUCGGCUUUUGGGCAUGGAGCGAAAAAGACACCUUCAGCAACCUCAGCAGACUGGCCAACGUGGCCCUCGACCCUGCAUUCCUGCUCAUCCUCGUAGGGUUGAUGACCUUUGUGAUUGGCUUUACGGGUUGUGUUGGCGCCCUGAGGGAGAAUUCGUGUCUCUUGGCAGCGUACGCCAUAUUCCUGGCCAUAAUUUUACUGCUGGAGAUGACUGCCGGCAUCCUAGGAUUCAUCUUCAAAGACUGGAUCAAGGCACAGGCCACUGGGGGCUUCCAGGCAUUUAUUGUUCACUACAGAGAAGACCCAGACCAACAGAACCUCAUCGACUGGAUCCAGGAGGAUUGGUUGCAAUGCUGUGGUAUUGAAGGGCCAAAGGACUGGGACAAAAACAACUACUUUAAUUGCUCGUCCCGCGAAGUCGGAAGUAGAGAAGCCUGUGGUGUGCCAUUUUCUUGCUGCAAACCAAAACCGAAUGAGAUAAUAAAAAAUAAGCAGUGCGGCUAUGACGUCCGGAAACCAGGAUAUUCGACCGAGCGGCACAUUUUUGAGCGCGGGUGUCUGCGCACGGGUGAGGAGUGGCUCGAGGCCAACCUGGUGGUGGUGUGCGGCGUGGCAGUCGGUCUCGCAAUCACGCAGGUAACUAAGCCCCCUUUCUCUUCUCUCCAGUUUGAUGGGACGGCCAUAUUCGAGCGCGGCUGUCUGCACGCGGCCGAGGACUGGCUUGAUCGAAACCUGAUCACUGUUGCUGUGGUGGCCACCACCACUUGCUUCUCUCAGAUCUUGGGCAUCUGCUUCGCGCAGAACUUGCGUGCCGACAUCUUCGCCCAGAAGGCCAAGUGGCACUGACAUUCGAGGGCCCCCACUGCUGUUUAGCCCCGGCGAGCGCCAUGGGGCAGUGAGCGGCCCCUGUUGCCGUGCACAGGAGCCGACCUGCAGUGAGGGCCCGAAACCACCCCGCAUCUGGACCUUCAGCGUCCAGAAAGACUUUAAUUACUGUGAACA